AAGGGUGGAUUUUGGCAACCAUAGCAACAAGCAGGAAAGCGAACAACAAAAAGGAAAACUUUAAAAUGGAAGAGCUACAAAAGGCCGGACUCUAUAUUGAUGAAAUCUAUAGAUUGCGUGUCCAAGAUCCCCGGAUUGCCAAUCAGACGAUUGAACUGCGGCAGGAGUGCCUGGAAUAUUCACGCAACUUGCAGGUUUUCAAGAAAUUCGGCGAGGACUUUUACAAAAUCUCUUCGAACUUCGCCAAGGAUGUGGAGAGUGAGAAACUGCGUGCAAUCGGCACCCAGAACCAACUAAAGACAAUGGCCAAGCAACGCCAGACGGAGCAGCAAGUCUACCAGAGCCAGAUUCUCGAGCAGACCGUCGAACUGGAGCGCAUGAAGAGUGAAUAUCAGUAUUUGCAACGCAUCGAAUCGGAACAGCAGGAGAUUAUCAACAACUUCCUAAUGAAUCAAUAAAAUCGCUUAAUUAUUUAUUGGAGCUGCAUCCAUUCUGCAUAAUCCUGGCUAGACAACAGUCCGAUUCAAUCAAUAAUUUUCUAAUGAAUCAAUAAAAGCACAU
Drosophila grimshawi is the source of this 561-nucleotide messenger RNA. It is a transcript of the gene IFT20, whose product is annotated as intraflagellar transport protein 20 homolog. Gene Ontology annotation, cellular component: intraciliary transport particle B; Golgi apparatus; cilium. Gene Ontology annotation, biological process: intraciliary transport; centrosome localization; protein localization to cilium. NCBI's taxonomy places the organism in Eukaryota, Metazoa, Arthropoda, Insecta, Diptera, Drosophilidae. The transcript has a single exon. The record is from RefSeq and is a predicted model, not a curated record. Bases 66 to 458 code for a protein of 130 amino acids.